UCUGUGACGUAACCCGGAAGUACUUUUCAUCGGCACUAAACAAGAGGAUGCUCGGUUAGCCAGCGACCUAGCUGCUGAACAAGUCGGGAAGUUGCAAUAUUCAUUUUUACCGCUAAACCCCAAGAAAGAAUGCAGGUUCUCGGUCGUCUGAGCGUGACGGUUAACGUGUAAGCGCUGUUUAUUUGCUAAAUUCAGGAGACGAAUCAGCUCCUGAAGCUAGUUAGCAUCGACACGCUAACGUUGUCGAGGCCACAGGCUGCACGGUCUGUUACGAGUUAGCGUGGUUAGUUGGUUGCAAACUGAUUUGUUUUCGAAGGAGGGACGCGACGCUACUUAAAUUAUCAUAGUAGUAUAUCAUUGAGUGGCGACUGUAGUUCAGGGCAUGUAAUUCAACUUGACAGACGCGUUUACAAGCCCGUGUUAAAGGUGCAGGUGGAGAUUGGACUUCUGUCAGUAGAUUAGGCGAAGACAAAAAGUGUAGUCAUGGACGAUUUUACUUCGAUCAGUCUGCUGUCGCUUGCAAUGUUGGUGGGAUGUUAUGUGGCCGGGACAAUCCCUUUAGCUGUCAACUUUUCAGAGGAGAAGCUGAAGCUGGUCACUGUGCUGGGAGCAGGGCUGCUCUGCGGAACCGCACUGGCCGUUAUCAUCCCUGAAGGAGUCCAUGCACUUUACGAAGAAAUCCUAGAAGGUGGACACCACAGCCACAGUCAGGCUGCUGAAGUCUCAGAGACCAAGGUUGAAGCUGAGGCAGCUCUGGGUGCAGCUGGGAAACACGAACACAGUCACGAGGAGCUUCAUGCCUGCAUCGGCGUGUCUCUGGUCCUGGGGUUUGUCUUUAUGCUACUUGUGGACCAGAUUGGAAGUUCUCAUGUGCACAACACUGAAGAUCCAGAGUCAGGAAGAGUCGCAAAUUCAAAAAUAACCACUACCUUGGGCCUGGUUGUGCAUGCUGCUGCCGAUGGGGUAGCUCUAGGAGCUGCUGCCUCAACCUCCCAGACCAGCGUUCAGCUCAUUGUCUUUGUAGCUAUCAUGUUGCAUAAGGCCCCAGCUGCGUUUGGUCUGGUGUCUUUCCUGAUGCACGCUGGUCUUGAAAGGAACCGCAUUCGCAAACAUCUCCUGGUCUUUGCUUUGGCAGCACCUGUCCUCUCCAUGCUCACAUUUCUGGGUCUUAGCCAGAGCAGCAAAGAGGCCUUGUCGGACUUCAACGCCACCGGUGUUGCCAUGCUUUUCUCCGCCGGCACAUUUCUCUAUGUGGCCACUGUCCACGUCCUCCCCGAGGUCGGGGGUGGCAGCCACAGUCACGCGCCCACAGGAGGCAACGGAGGGAAAGGACUAAGCAAGGUGGAGGUGGGAGCUCUGGUGCUGGGCUGCCUCAUCCCACUGGUGCUGUCCAUAGGUCACCACCAUUAGACUCACCGUUCAUACACGGACAGUACAGGGAAGGCAGCAGAACCAGAGACUUCAAACAUUGCUCUAUUAAUGUCUUAUUGCUUGUUGUCUGCCGAUUGACCUUGUGGACCAGACCGGUGUUUGUUACCGGGACAAUUUGACUUGAAGUUGAAGUUGAAACAGGGAAAGCAGAGCUACUGGAUCGACAAUAAUGCCCCCCCCCCCAAAAUGAUAUGGAAACUGUAAGUGGCAGCAUGUGUCACCAGAUGGAUGAAGGCCAGACGCCUUAUUUAGAUCACUGUGUGUCUGUGUUUAUUGUGCUUAAAGUCAGAACCAAGCCUGGUUUCAUUACAGUGAUGCUUUACUAGUUGGCAGUUGCACAGUGACAUUGGGAUUAAGUCUUACUUACGCUUGUGAUUUUGAGGAAGCAAAUCUUUUAUAUAAUUGUACAGUUCUCUCUACAAAAGUCCAGAAUGAAGUGCCAUAUUAUCAAGAUGAAAACCGACCCCGACCUGGAAAUGUUCCUUGCUAUUUUCUUACCGACACAAAUCUUGUAUUCUUAUUCAAAUUUAAGGCAGGAGUCAGGUCCUGGGGGCAAAAAAAAUCAGUGGAGGGAGAGAAAAGGCUGAAACGGAGAUUGACCAGUCUUUACCUAUCAUGAUUUACAUUACUCAUUGUAAUGUUUGUAAUUUUGCUUUCAUCUGUUCCGUUUCAGAACACGGUCAUUUAUUUUCUGUUUGACUUUGAGUAUUUAGAAAUAGAGUGCAGUAAAAAAAUUCAGUGACCUGGUCUUAAAUGAUUGUAUAGAACGUUACAAAGGUUAUUUUAAAGGUGGAGGGAUUUUUCAUCAGAUCUGAAUGAAUUAUUGGCUUCAAUGGGACAAAACUGGAUGAGAAGCCGUUGGGACCACAUUGUGAGAGAUUUUUGACAGAAUCUUUUUUUUUUUAUUUUACUUUGAACUCCUCAUGAGUCACACCUGAGCAAUAAUCACGAGAAGGAGAAGCUGGGACAUUCUUCCUGAGGCUGCAGGUGCUUUUGCCUUCAUGUUCAUAUGUGAUUGACAUUUGAAGAGGUCGGGGCUCCUGAGCACAGGCCUGCCCUGGUAUCCACACAACGGAGGUACACUAAUGCAGGAACUGGUGGAUGCAGCGCAAUGGAAGUGGGCUGCUCCCCCUGCUGUGAGGUCAAGAGGAUGUUGUGUUUCUGUGUCACUGCUCCUGCCCUGCGCAGAGCGCACAUGUCUGUAUAUGUGUGUAAGUAUGUAUGUACACUGUACAGAGUAACCUCUUCCAGUCAUCACCGUCUCCCGUGUGAGAUGGAACUGCUCUCUCACAAACCCGCUUUUAUUUUGACUCUGUUUGGAUUCACAGACUGUUACUGUCACGAGAGGCUGCCGGCUGUGAGAGGAGUCUCUGUUUUAUGUAUAAACUGAAUGGUUUUACACUCAACUUCUUAAUUAAUUACAACUUCUGUGAUGAGAAACUCUCGGAUGCAUUUCUUUUUAUUUGUGCUAAGAGAAACCUUUUGGGGGAGGCUUUGUACAGAAGGUAUGUUUGAGUUGAUCUGGGAAACUGUUGGGACUUUUAUUUUCAUCCUUUUAUUUAGAAAUGUUUUGAACUAAGUUAUUUUUAUUUGUGUCUUUCAGAAAUGACAAAAUAGCAAAAAAAUGCUUGUCAUGCGUUCUCAAAAGUCAGAGCAGCAUUUUAAAACCCAGAUGCAGCCAGUUUGUGUAUUUGACUUCACAGUUAUUUAAGAUUGAAUAUCACAUAUACAUUAUUAAAAAUGAAAACAGAUGGAGA
Molecule: messenger RNA, 3188 nt
Organism: Betta splendens (Siamese fighting fish)
Lineage: Eukaryota; Metazoa; Chordata; Actinopteri; Anabantiformes; Osphronemidae
Gene: slc39a9
Product: solute carrier family 39 member 9
Exons: 7
Coding region: 484-1410 (308 amino acids)
Biological process (GO): transmembrane transport; zinc ion transport
Cellular component (GO): membrane
Molecular function (GO): metal ion transmembrane transporter activity
Source: RefSeq, a predicted model, not a curated record